This is a messenger RNA of Gastrolobium bilobum, 1086 nucleotides long. Its product is annotated as F-box protein PP2-B15-like. The record is from RefSeq and is a predicted model, not a curated record. Lineage: Eukaryota; Viridiplantae; Streptophyta; Magnoliopsida; Fabales; Fabaceae. The coding region runs from base 1 to 1086 and encodes 361 amino acids. Gene Ontology annotation, molecular function: RNA-DNA hybrid ribonuclease activity; nucleic acid binding; protein binding. The transcript is spliced from 4 exons.
AUGGCAACUAGUUUCAACAUAGAAACAUUACCGGAUGAUUGUGUUUCAACAAUUCUAUCGUACACAUCUCCACAAGACGCAUGCAGAUUCUCAAUGGUUUCCUCAACUUUGCGCUCUGCUGCUGACUCUGACAUGGUUUGGCGCAGCUUCUUUCCCUCUGAUUACCAUGACGUUGUAUCCAGAGCUGUGAAUCCUCUCAUACUCAAAUCCUCUUCAUACAAGCACCUCUUCUAUGCUCUUUGCAAUCCACUUCUCCUAGAUGGGGGAAACAUGAGCUUCAAAUUGGACAAGUCUUCCGGUAAAAAGUCUUAUAUCAUAUCUGCAAGGGAGUUGUCGAUAGCAUGGAGCAAUGAUCCAAUGUAUUGGAUUUGGAGAUCAAUGCCCGAAUCAAGAUUCCAAGAGGUGGCUGUGCUCAGAACAGUGAACUGGUUAGAAAUUCAAGGCAAAAUCAGGACCCGGAUUCUAACACCAAACACGAUAUACGGGGCUUAUCUCAUAAUGAAGAUUACCCAUCGAGAAUAUGGGCUUGAUUCCGCGGCAUCUGAGGUAAGAGUUGCUGUGGCCAAUGAGGUGAAAAAUGGGAGGGUAUAUUUGUCCAGGAAAGAUGAGAACAAGCAAAAGGAGGAGACUCUGUUACAUGGGAACCGAAUGUUUGGAAACAUAUUGAUCCAAGAUCGAGGGAUUCCAGUUCCAUCCCAAAGAGAGGAUGAUGGGUGGAUGGAAAUUGAGCUCGGAGAAUUCUUCAGUGGUGAAGCUGACCAGGAGGUUAAGAUGAGUCUUAUGGAGGUUGGUUAUCAAUUGAAGGGAGGGCUUAUUGUUGAAGGCAUUGAAGUAAGACCUAAACAAGUUGGACCAAGAAAAUUAGGUUUCUGUAAUCCUCUUGAUGCAGAACUCUGGGGUAUCCUCAAAGGUUUAGAGCUGGCCUGGGGUACUGGUGCUAGGAGAGUGGAGUUGGAAUGUGACUCAGAAAUUGCUCUUAACACUAUCCAAGAAGGGAGCAACAAUCACAUAAACUCUCAGGUUGUUUCCCGUAUUUACAAAUGGCUUGCUGAAGAUUGGGAUGUUCGUUGGGUCCACACCUUUUGA